Messenger RNA from Batrachochytrium dendrobatidis JAM81, 3201 nucleotides. RefSeq lists its product as uncharacterized. Gene Ontology annotation, molecular function: protein binding; phosphoric diester hydrolase activity. The record is from RefSeq and is a predicted model, not a curated record. Lineage: Eukaryota; Fungi; Chytridiomycota; Chytridiomycetes; Rhizophydiales. The coding region runs from base 54 to 3173 and encodes 1039 amino acids. Gene Ontology annotation, biological process: glycerophospholipid catabolic process. The transcript is spliced from 5 exons.
CGAAACUUGAUUUUUAUUAAAUCCUUUUAUUGCUUUGUUGUAUCGAAUAUAUAAUGAAGUUUGGCAAGUUUAUUCAAGGUAUUGCUUCUGAAUGGGCUACUCCGCAUUAUAUCAACUACAAGGCACUUAAAAAGAUUAUUGGCUCUGUCGAGGACGAGGCAGCUGUCGCUCAGGAUGAUCCAACCAAUGCACAUCCCGGCUUUACUUCAUUGGCUGCAGGCAUGCCACCACAUAUGGAUGCCAGCACUAACUCUACUGAAUCCAAUCAAAGUCAUACUGAUUUGCAAGCCCAAAAGACUGCCUUUUUCUACAGGCUUGAGCGAGAAUUGGAAAAGGUUAAUACGUUCUAUAUUCAAAAAGAAGCAGAGUUUAAAGUGCGUCUACGAUCACUUCUCGACAAAAAACGUAUUCUCUCCAAUGCUCCCACUAAAGCUGCACGCUUCUCUCGCUCGUCUCUUCAUCAGGCCUUUAUGCAGUUUCAAAAUGAUUUGGCCAAGCUCCAGAAAUUUGUCGAAGUAAAUGCCACUGGAUUUAGAAAGAUUCUUAAAAAAUGGGACAAGCGAGCCAAAUCUGCCACAAAAGAACUUUAUCUUUCUCGUCAAAUUGAAAUCCAGCCAUGCUUCAAUAAUGACGUGCUUGCUGAUCUGACCGAUAUUGCAGCUACAAACAUUGUUGAGCUGGAAAAACAGAUUGAAGGCAUGGAAUUGGAUGGUCAAGAAACCGACAGCUCUUUUAUCGAGUCUCGUAUUGUCAAAGGAAACUCCACUCUUGAUGAGGCUGAUAUUGAACUGUCAAAAUAUCUUUUUGAAAAAAAUCAUGUUCAGAUUAUAGAGUUUCUACAGCGUCAGCGUCCAUCUGCUCUUACCGCAGAAGAUCCGCAGUUUUUCUCUCGUUUAUUUCUACGAUUUUGUGCUGAAAGUUCUUUCGAGUGUUUACACGUAUUGCUAAAAACAGGUCAAAUCAAUAUCAACAGUGUAGAUGACGUAAAUGAUCACAGCUGUUUACACGAAACUGCUAUUGCAGGUCGUUUGGACAUACUUAAACUUGCCAUCGAGUAUGGUGCAAUUGUUGACAUUUCAAAUGUAUAUGGUCGCAAACCCUUGCACUAUGCAGCCAUGUACGGACACGCAGACUGUGCGUCACACCUGCUUACUCUGGGAACUGCUAUUGACGCUUUAGAUCAUGACGGAAACUCUGCUCUUGUGUAUGCAAUCAUUGGCGGACACACUCGUUGUGUCGAGAUCUUUCUGGAAAAUAAUGCCAUGAUUGAUCCAUCUUCUCCUACUGCACCCAUCCCGAUUUCGCUUGCAUGCAAGUACGGUCACACAGAUAUUGCUACUCUACUUUUAAAAAAAGGUGCACAACUAUUGCAGGAUACAGAUGGUAUGGAUCCACUCCAUAUGGCUUGUCGCGAAGGUCACGCAGAGAUUACCCAGUUGCUGAUAUCUCAUGGUGCCAACAUUGAAUCGCCUGACCCAUUUAACAACUGGACACCUGUGUUUUUUGCUGCAUCUGAAGGACAUUUUAAAUGUAUCCAAGCUCUUCUUGCGGUUGGAUGUCGCAUCGAUAUCAAAGACGACAGUGGCUGGCUUCCUUGGACAUAUACCUUGUAUCGGGGCCACAUUCAAGUAGCAAGUUUAUUGGCUGUCACGGAUACAAAAGUAGCACCCGCAGCAACUGUUUCAAGUAAAGUAUCCGAUACCACCACUGCAAUAAAUUCUAUCAAACCCAUGGCUCCAAAUCUUGACAUGAAUUUAGAUGAAAUCCCUUUGCUUUCACUCCCGCCUCCCAUUAUUCCCUUCCGCAUCUACGGCCACAACUAUCUUGAACAAAAGAUGAAUUUACAGAUUCAUUUCGGCAGUUUUCAUGCCAACACCCAGAAAUCACCCAUUCGCUUGUUUGGCCUCAGUCAAUUAUCAUCGCUUAAACUUGUUAUCACAUCCAAGCCUGAUGAUGGCGUGCCAUACUCUGUGAUACUUCCGCUUAAAGAUGAGCUUGAAGUAUUUACAUUCAACAUCAACAAUGACGAAGACUUUUCAAUUCAAUUUGAUAUUUAUCCUACUUUUGGUACCAAGGUCAUUGGACGUGCUGUUGUUUUACGCUCACAAUUGACUCAAGCAGUAAAGCGUAGUUGGAAUGGCGCUGGAGAGUCCGAAGGCAUGAUCUGUCCUUUGUUUGACAACCGAUUACACGUUGUUGGUGAGAUUGCGUUUGAGUUUUCCAUUGUAAAACCAUUUGUUCAUCCUCGCCUUCGUAUUGGUGGUAAAGUGGACACAUAUUGGAAAUCCACAAAGGUUGUGUCCAAUCCAAAAUCUAGUACAGAUACAGUGCAUUCGUUUGUUACAGCAACCUCUUUAGCAGAAGAGUAUAUUCAACUGGUUGUGCAAACAACACGAGAUGGUAUCGCUGUAGUGUGUCCAGACUGGUUUCUACCAGUCAGUACCGUCAACAUUAGCUUGGCUCAGUUAACAUUUGAACAGGCUAAAUCUCAAUGGCUAGCACUGCGUGUUCAGUCAAAGCAAAAACAAGGCACACUUGCUGCAACACUUCAAGAUUCGCCUAACCUAGCCUAUCUUUCUCAAAGUCAUAAGCUUUCCUCUGCAGAUCUAGCCAAAGCAAUCUACGACUCAUUUUACAGUUUAGAGCAAGUGCUGGAUCUCUUACCUCUCUCAGUUGGUGUACAAAUUUCACUCAAAUACCCAACAGCUCACCAGUACACCAAACUCAACCUGUCGGAUUUACCAGACAUCAACACGUACACAGAUAUAAUACUGCAGACAGUGUAUAAUACAUCCAAUCUUCCUCGCUCCAUUAUAUUUUCAUCCUUCAAUCCUUCCGUGUGCACAGCCAUUAGCUGGAAACAGCCCAACUAUGGUGUAUUUUUCGGUACACAUUGUGGAUUCAGCGGUGUUGAAGAAGAGGCAGGUGAAGAUAAACGUUGCACCUCCAUCAAAGAAGCAAUCAAAUUUGCCAAAGCAAGUAAUUCUCUUGGUCUAAUCUGCCAGGCAACGCCGUUUAUCCAAAUGCCGGUUUUAAUCAACACUGUCAAGGAAAGCGGACUCAUUCUGGCAACAUUCGGCGAAGUAAAUAACCAAAUCGAAGUGAGUAAAAUUCAGGAAUCUUAUGGUGUUGAUGCAUUAAUAACUGGCAGAGUGUUUAAAUACAAUAUUUGAGUUUCAAUAAAAAAUUGUUUGAUAAUUG